AUGAUCAUAUUUCAUAAAGCAAGGAAGUUGCUGUAUUUUUGUUUUCUACUGCUACUGUUAUAUACCUAUUUGUGCCUCGGUCCCGCUGCGAUUCGGCCCUCGCUCGCAAAAAUGACACUCCUUCCUCGCCACCCACCGCACCCCAACGUGCUUGAUAUCCCAACACCACCACUACAACAAGCCGGUCUCUUCAUUAUUUUCUUCUUCACAGCUAUCGCCUUCGUUGCCUUCCUGCUCCGGCUCUUUUCCCGGCACAAAACUGGACAAUGGGGUCUCGACGAUGCUAUGGUGGGCUGUGCCAUGCUGUUCUCGCUCCUGAUGAUUGGGCCUUUCUAUAUGUACAUCAAACUCGGAUACUUUGGCUGGAGACAAGAAGACGUCCCACCAACAUAUGAUCCAACGCCGGCAUUUUGGUGGUUCUUCCUAGCACAAUUGUUUUACAACCCUAUCUUGGCCUUCGUCAAGGCUUCGGUACUCCUGUUCCUGCUGAGACUCGGUGGUCAGAAGCCUGGCGUUAGAAUGGUCAUCUACGUCCUCAAUACCUUCAACGCUCUGCAGGCUAUCGCCAUCUUCCUGGUUGCGCUGCUCCAGUGCUUGCCGAUCGAGGCCAACUGGGACUUUGCCCUGAAGGCUGACCCCAACACCCGGUGUAUUGACAACAGCUUCCACGUCAUUGCGUCCUGCUUGACACUGUUCACUGACAUCUUGGUUGUUGUCAUUCCAUUUUGGAUUUUCUUGGGCCUCAAGAUGAAGAAAGCGGCCAAGGUUGCUGUUUUGGGAAUCUUCCUGCUCGGUCUUGCUGUCACCAUUAUCGGCGCGGUCCGACUCAACGGCAUCAUCAAGCUCUUUUACAGCACGCCCGACGGCAAGGACCCAUUCCACGACGUGACCGUCACCCUCUCCGUUGUCGAAGCCAACAUCGCCAUCGUGUCUGCCUGCGCGCCAGCCCUGCGACCGCUGUUCCGCAUGUGGAUGCCCGUCCUCUUCGGCGGCACCACCGAGCGUUACGGCAACAAGUACACCCCCAACAGCAAACUGCCUCACUACGCCGACCAGAGCAACACCAAGGGCGGCAACGGCACCGGCAUGCGCGCGGACGACGUCACGCUCAAGAGCAUCAAGGCGACGAGGAACCGCGACGGGCACACCGAGUGCCGGAGCGCCAGCCCGAGCGGGAGCGAGGAGGAGAUCAUGACGUACAAUGGGAUAAUGCGGACGACAGAUGUCAGGGUACAGUACGACGGCGCGAGCGGGUUUGCGGUGUCAACAGGGGACAAGAGCAGGCCGAGUGUAGACUCCAAGGGGGUGGACUUUGUUGUUGCUGUUGAGGAGAAGAGGACAGUGUAA
This is a messenger RNA of Podospora anserina S mat+, 1347 nucleotides long. RefSeq lists its product as uncharacterized. The transcript has 5 exons. The record is from RefSeq and is a predicted model, not a curated record. Lineage: Eukaryota; Fungi; Ascomycota; Sordariomycetes; Sordariales; Podosporaceae. The coding region runs from base 1 to 1347 and encodes 448 amino acids.